AUGGUGGCGACUGAGCUUCUUUCCACGAAUGACGACGAUAGCAUCAAGAGGAUUACGAGCAUUAUGACUUCAGAAGCGAAGGUAGUGCUCCUUGAGCCAGUUGAUGGUACGGACGAAGAGUCCGUUAGAGAGCGAUUGACUGCAUGUGGAUUCAAAAACAUCGACAUUGUUGACGUCACCGAGGAGUGCCGAAGCGCAGAAGCAUCCUUUUUCAACGACCAUAAUUUGGAUGUCGAGCCAUCUGAUUGUAAUUACCUACUCAUCAAAGCAUCACUCUAA
Messenger RNA from Ostertagia ostertagi, 279 nucleotides. Lineage: Eukaryota; Metazoa; Nematoda; Chromadorea; Rhabditida; Trichostrongylidae. The record is from the annotation of a GenBank genome assembly.